This is a messenger RNA of Trypanosoma grayi, 1152 nucleotides long. RefSeq names its product putative dihydroorotase. Gene Ontology annotation, cellular component: cytoplasm. Gene Ontology annotation, biological process: purine nucleobase catabolic process. Lineage: Eukaryota; Euglenozoa; Kinetoplastea; Trypanosomatida; Trypanosomatidae. The record is from RefSeq and is a predicted model, not a curated record. Gene Ontology annotation, molecular function: allantoinase activity. The transcript has a single exon. The coding region runs from base 1 to 1152 and encodes 383 amino acids.
AUGACGCGCGUCGGGCUCCCCACACUUGUGGACUGCCACGUUCACUUCCGCGAGCCUGGCUUCGAGCACAAGGCCGACAUGCGGAGUGAGGCGGAGGCGGCGCACGCUGGUGGCAUCGGCGUUGUGUGCGACAUGCCAAACACCAUGCCCCCCACGCAGACCAUCGGAGCCUUCGCGGACAAGGUGCGGCGCGCCGCGGCGGUAGCGUCGCUGUGCGACAUCCGCUUCUUUUUCGGCGCCACUGCGCACGCCCACCUGCAGGAGCUGGAGGCGCUGUGGACGCUGCCGGAGCACGAGGGCCUGAAGCGCCGCUGCGCCGGACUGAAGCUGUACCUCGACAACUCUACCGGUAACCUAAAGAGCAGCGCCGACGUCACAGAGGCGGCCUUCGCGCUAUGCGGCAAGCACGGCAUACCACUGGUGGCGCACUGCGAGCACGCAGCGCACAACAACGAGGCGUGUGCGCUGCACCAGUACACCGGGCCCGCCUCGCACUCGCUGCGCCGCCCAGCGCACUCGGAGGCGGCGUCCAUCACCAACGCCAUCGAACUCGCGCGGCGGCACGGCACACGGCUCCACAUCGCCCACCUGUCGACCGGCGACGGUCUCGAUCACGUCCGCCGCGCCCGCGCGGAAGGGGUGUGCGUGACGGCGGAGGUCGCCCCGCACCACUUGUUCCUCACGACGGAGGACUACAGCUGCUGCGGGGCGCGGGUGAAGGUCAACCCGCCGGUGCGGCCGCCGGAGCACCACGAACGGCUCUGGGAGGGGAUCCUUGAUGGCACCAUCGACUGCAUUGGUACCGAUCACGCCCCGCACACGCUGCAGGAGAAGAGUGACGACGCAAACCCGCCUAGUGGAAUGCCAUCCCUGGAGCUUGUCGUCCCGCUGCUUCUCACAGUGUGCGCAGGGCAGUGGCCGCACCCCACAGCACCAAGGCCCAGGGCGUUGGAGACGCGAAGCCUAACUGUGGAUGAUAUCGUGCGGCUUAUGCACACCAACCCCAAUCGCAUCUUUGAUCUAGGGCUAACGAACGCGACAGGGCGCACCUUUGAUGUCACAACCGAGUGGGUCGUGGACGAGUCGAAGCUCAAGUCCAAGUGCCGGUGGUCACCCUACGCCAAUUGGCGGCUUGUCGGCAAGGCACUCUGA